AUGGCGAGCAACUACAGCUUCACCGACAAGGCGACUGCCGCUCUCUCAGACUCGCAAGAGAUCGCACAACAACAUGCCCACUCGCAACUGCUGCCAAUCCAUCUGGCGGUUGCGCUGAUCGAUCCUCUUCCAGACCAAUCCAAGGACCAACAGAACAACUCCGCACAUUCUUCUCAUAGUUCAGCACCACUGUUCAAGCAAGUGGUAGAGCGAGCACAUGGAGACCCACAACUGCUGGAGAGGUCCCUCAACCGGGUACUCGUCCGCACACCAUCACAAGAUCCACCGCCCGAGAAUAUCUCUGUCUCGCCUGCGUUCUCCAAGAUUCUGCGGAGCGCCAACGAGCUCUCGAAGACACAAAAGGAUAGCUACAUCGCUGUGGACCACUUGAUCCAGUGCUUGGUCCAAGAUCCCACCAUCCAAAAAUGCCUUGCAGAGGCCAACGUACCGAACCCGAAAACGAUCGAUCAGGCUAUCCAGACCAUCCGAGGCACCAAGCGUGUUGACAGCAAGACCGCAGAUGCUGAGGAAGAGAACGAGAAUUUGAAGAAGUUCACCAUCGACAUGACUGCAAUGGCAAGAGAAGGCAAGAUCGAUCCUGUCAUUGGACGAGAGGAAGAGAUUAGAAGAGUCAUCCGCAUUCUUUCAAGGCGGACGAAGAACAACCCUGUCCUUAUUGGUGAGCCAGGUGUCGGAAAGACAACUGUGGUCGAAGGCUUGGCCCGCCGGAUAGUAGACGCAGACGUUCCCUCUGGGCUUGCUGCUUGCAAGCUUCUCUCGCUGGAUGUCGGUGCGCUUGUCGCUGGUUCGAAGUACCGAGGAGAGUUCGAGGAGCGCAUGAAGGGAGUUCUGAAGGAGAUUGAAGAGAGCAAGGAGAUGAUUGUUCUCUUCGUCGACGAGAUUCACUUGCUCAUGGGCGCCGGAAGCUCCGGCGAGGGUGGUAUGGACGCAGCGAACUUGUUGAAGCCUAUGCUUGCUCGAGGACAGCUGCACUGCAUUGGUGCGACCACGCUGGCCGAGUACCGAAAGUACAUCGAGAAGGACCAGGCUUUCGAGCGUCGCUUCCAACAAGUUUUAGUCAAGGAGCCAUCUAUCUCCGAAACUAUUUCCAUUCUGCGUGGACUGAAGGAGAAAUAUGAGGUUCACCAUGGUGUCACAAUCCUCGACAGUGCCAUUGUGUCUGCUGCCACUCUUGCCGCGCGUUACCUCACCCAGCGACGAUUGCCUGACUCUGCUGUUGACUUGGUCGACGAAGCAGCUGCAGCAGUCCGUGUGGCCCGUGAGUCGCAACCCGAAGUUCUGGACAGCAUGGACCGUAAACUCCGACAACUCGAGAUUGAGAUUCAUGCUCUCGACCGCGAGAAGGACGAGGCUUCUCAGGCUCGUUUGAGAGAAGCUCGAGCAGAGAAGGCGAACAUUGAAGAGGAGCUCAAGCCGUUGAGAGAGAAGUACGAGCGCGAAAAGGAGCGAUCGAAGGAGAUUCAAGAGCAGAAGAUCAAGCUUGACCAAUUGCGAAACAAGCAGCACGAAGCCGAGCGUACCAGAGAUCUGCAGACUGCUUCCGACCUCAAAUACUACGCCAUUCCAGAUGUCGAGGCUCGGAUCGCUGAGCUCGAGCAAGCCAAAGCUCAAGCCGAGAGGGACGAAGCUGAACGCAACGCGGCAUAUGGCGAGCAGUCGCUUGUGGCUGAUGCCGUCGGACCUGACCAGAUCAACGAAAUCGUCGCUCGCUGGACCGGUAUUCCCGUCACUCGACUCAAGACGACUGAGAAGGAGAAGUUGCUGCAGAUGGAGAAGGUUCUUGGCCAGCAGGUCGUUGGUCAGAAGGAGGCUGUCACAUCUGUCGCCAACGCAAUUCGACUGCAGCGGUCUGGUCUCGCCAACCCUGGCCAGCCGCCAUCCUUCCUCUUCUGUGGUCCUUCGGGUACUGGAAAGACGCUGCUUACCAAGGCGCUUGCCGAAUUCCUCUUCGACGACCCGAAGGCGAUGAUCCGUUUCGACAUGUCAGAAUACCAGGAGCGACACUCACUGUCUCGUAUGAUCGGCGCACCACCUGGCUACGUCGGUCACGAUGCCGGUGGACAGCUCACCGAAUCUCUCCGUCGGCGACCAUUCAGCAUUCUCCUCUUCGACGAGGUGGAGAAGGCUGCCAAGGAGGUUCUUACUGUCCUGCUGCAACUCAUGGACGAUGGCCGCAUUACUGACGGUCAAGGACGCAUCGUCGACGCCAAGAACUGUAUUGUGGUCAUGACAUCGAACUUGGGUGCUGAGUACCUUGCCCGGCCUAAUGCUCCGGACGGUAAGAUCGACCCAACGACGAAGGAGAUGGUCAUGACUGCGCUGAGGAACUACUUCCUGCCGGAGUUCCUCAAUCGUAUCUCCAGCAUCGUCAUCUUCAACCGUCUUACGAAGAAGGAGAUCCGCAAGAUUGUCGAUGUUAGACUGGAGGAGAUUCAGAAGCGUCUAUCCAGCAAUGGACGCAACGUCAAGAUCGAACUUAGCGACGAAGUCAAAGACUACCUUGGCUCAGCGGGAUACUCGCCGGCCUAUGGUGCUCGUCCUCUGGCUCGUCUCAUCGAGAAGGAGGUCCUCAAUCGCAUGGCUGUGCUCAUCCUCCGCGGCUCUAUCAGAGACGGAGAGACUGCACGCGUUGUACUUGAGGAUGGCCACAUUGUCGUCUUGCCAAAUCAUGGCGAGAGCGAUCUCGAUGAUGAGGAAGACGAGGAAAUGUGGGAUGAGGAAGAUGCCGUUGAAGAGCUCAAUGGCGAAGGAGGAGAUAUGGACCUGUAUGAUGAGUAA
Molecule: messenger RNA, 2799 nt
Organism: Lecanosticta acicola
Lineage: Eukaryota; Fungi; Ascomycota; Dothideomycetes; Mycosphaerellales; Mycosphaerellaceae
Source: the annotation of a GenBank genome assembly